AUGGAUUUGAAUUCAGAUGAAUUUUUUUUUGGUAUAAACAAGUCUUUGUACUUUAAAACUGAAGAAUAAAAGAAUGAAAUGAAAAAAAUGGAUCCAGAGUACAUUACUAGGACCGGAACCGAUUUUGUAUUAUUGCCCAAUUCUCCUGAAUUCAUUAACCACAACGAACCAUUUGAACCUAUGUAUAUACCAAAGCAAACAAUUCUGGAGGAAAGUCUAAGAAGAGAGAUUGAAAGAAUAUGUUUUGCAGAUACUUUGUUGAAUAAAGUAGUUUUCGAUUGUGCAGAUCCUAGUCCUUUUAAUAAGGAUACUGAUCCAAAUGUCUAUGGAUUAGAGGUAUUGCCUUUUUAUAUACCUUAAACAAAAGAAGACACAACUUUAGUUUUUGAAAGUAGAUUUGAAAGUGGGAAUCUAAGAAGAGCAAUUUAGAUAUGCGAUUACGAGUAUAAUCUAAUUCUCAAACCAGAUUAUUACACAACAAUGAAUACUUAAUGGUUUUACUUCUCAUUAUCAAAUACGAGAAAGGAUGUCGAGUAUCGGUUCAAUAUAAUAAAUAUGAUGAAGCCUGAUUCGUUAUACAAUUCAGGAAUGAAACCCUUAAUGUAUUCAGAACAAGGAGCAAAGCAUAAAAAAAUUGGGUGGUUUAGAGAUGGACAUGAAAUAUGUUAUUACUAGAACAAUAUGAAAAGAAAGAAUGGUGGGUAUUAUUACACUUUGACAUUUGCAGUCAAAUUCCAAUAUGAUUUUGAUUGCAUUUAUAUAGCUCAUUGUUAUCCUUAUACAUAUACUCAUUUGUGUAGGUAUUUGAAACAAUUGGAAUCUGAUCCAGCAAAAAAAAAUAGAGUGAAAAGAAAAUAACUUUGUUAGACAAUUGCUGGAAAUACUUGUGAUUUUUUGAUUAUUGGUGAUUUUAAUAAUGGGAAAGAGAAAAAGGGUAUUGUUAUUACAUCUCGAGUUCAUCCAGGAGAAACUAUGGCUAGUUAUGUUAUGGAGUAUAUGAUAGAUUUCUUAACUGGUAAUACUCAUGAAGCGAGAAUCUUGAGAGAGAAUUUUAUAUUUAAAAUUGUUCCAAUGCUUAAUAUUGAUGGAGUUGUAAAUGGAAAUUAUAGAUGUAAUUUAGCAGGUGUUGAUUUAAAUAGAUAAUGGAUAGAUCCUAAUAAAAAAUAACAUCCCACUAUUUAUCAUACCAAAUAAUUAGUUAAAAAAACAAAAGAGGAAAGAGACCUAGUGUUAUUUUGUGAUAUCCAUGGUCAUUCAAGGAAGAAGAACAUAUUCAUGUAUGGAUGUUCAGGAAAGGAUCCGAAUAGAAAAGAAUUAGUGUUCCCUAUGCUCAAUAGAAAUAAUUGUAGUGUCUUCUCAUUCAAGGACUGUUGUUUCUUACUCUAGAAAGAUAGAGAAGGGUCUGCAAGAAUUGCUCUGUGGAGAGAAUUCUCAAUAAUUAAUUGUUAUACACUAGAAAUGUCAUUUUGUGGAGCUGAUUUUGGUAAAUACGAGUAUUUUCAUUUUAAUUUGGAUAUCUACAAAGAAAUUGCUUAAUCAUUUUGUCUGUCUAUAAUCGAUUGCUAUGAACCAGAAUAGAUCAAAGUUAAGUAGGUGAUGGAAGAGAUAGAGUAGAACAGUCUGAAGAAUCAACAAAAAGAUGAUAAGAACAAUUCAGGAGAUGAAGGAUCCGAUUACUCUAAUGAUGAUCCAAAGGAGUAAGCAAUGCCCCAGUAAAUUCAAGUUUAGACCAAUGAUUAAUACCAAAAAACUUAAAAAAAUACCACUUCUACCUCCAAAGAAGAAAAAAGGACUAUGAAUAUGCAUUAGAAUAAUUAACUGAUUAAAUAAUUUAAAUUUAUGAAUUAUCCACCUUGGGGGACAGUCAUGGGAUAACCAUUUGGUGUUCCAGCUUAUUCUAACAUUGGAUUCGUCUUCGACAGAAAUAAAAUCCAUGAAUAUCAGUGUUAUUGGCCCAAAGAAGAAACUGGUUUAGCAAGAGAUGUUUAUAUUGGAUUUAAAUAUCAAUGUGUUGAAUAUGCAAGAAGAUUUCUAACCUUGUAUUUUAAAGCUGCCUUCUAAGAUGUUCCACAUGCCCAUCAUAUUUGGGCACUUGAGACAAUAGAAGAUUGCACAAAAGAAGAAGGAACGUUCCCUUUUGUCAAUUUCCCAAACGGCUCUAAAGAACCACCCAAGAUUGGAGAUAUCAUCAUCUAUCCUUACUCAAAGGAACAAAGAUUUGGCCAUGUUGGAGUUAUUAUCAAUGUGAAUUUGGAAGAAAAGAUUGUUGAUAUUGCUGAACAAAAUUACGAAGAGGCUGGAUGGGAAUGUCCAGAAUAUGCAAGAAGAUUGAUCUUGAAAAUUUAAGAUGGAUAGUAUUUCAUAACAAAUAAAAGAAUUGGAAAACCUUAUGAUAAUUGGGACGCCAAGGAAGAAAUAUUUGGAUGGAAGAGAAUAGACUUUAACCCAAAGCUAUGACUGUUAAUUUAAUUCAUUUUUGAAUUCUAAUUGCUCUAAAACUUA
This is a messenger RNA of Paramecium tetraurelia, 2502 nucleotides long. RefSeq lists its product as uncharacterized. NCBI's taxonomy places the organism in Eukaryota, Ciliophora, Oligohymenophorea, Peniculida, Parameciidae. The record is from RefSeq and is a predicted model, not a curated record. The transcript has 10 exons. Gene Ontology annotation, molecular function: zinc ion binding; metallocarboxypeptidase activity. Gene Ontology annotation, biological process: proteolysis.